UUACUAAUAAAAAACAUGAAACUAAGUUCAGUGAACAUUGAAAGAAUUAACUCUGGCUAUGCCAAUUCCUCAAAUGUCUCUCCUGUAAUCUCUGAUAUUUGUUCUAUACUCAAACCCAGAAAACCCUCCAAGAACCCCGUUCAGGCAAAAUUCCACGCCACCAUGGGCAGCUCCUUCAACUCCACCACUACUCCUAACUUCGAUAAUCUCCUCCUCCAGUCCCUUAUGGGCCGCCUCCAAAUCCGCCCUCCAACUCUCCAUACCCCUUUAACCCCACCGCCGCCUGUUCUCUCUUCUCAGUCCCUCGAAGACCUUCUCUUUUCCGAUGCCUUCCUCAACCUCUCCGACUCUGAUUCAGAAAACGACUCCGACAAGACCCAGCUGGCAAAGGAAGAGUCCAGGCUUGAAAAGGAGAUCGUCCGCACUAUUCUCAGUGGAGAAACUGAAAAAUUGAAGCCCAAUUCGGGUCAAGCUGUGACGAUCGGGGAGCAUCAAAUUUGUGUCGGUUUUCAUGAGGAGACCGGGUCGGAUUACAGGGUCUGGGAGUGGCAUGGGCAUAUCAUGUUGUUUGAUGAGGAGAACGGGUAUACCCCAGAGUACAUAUAUGGAAAUUAUUUUGAGAGAGUGAAUCCGAAGAAACGUAUGGAGAAAAAGAAGGAAAGGGAUGAUGAUGACGUGAAGGAGGAUGGAAAGGGGAAGGAAAAAGAGGAGGAGAAGGUGGGAAAUAUGGGGUUGAGGGAGCUGAUUGGGUCCUCGGAACUGGGUAACAGUCGGAUUAUUCGUCGGAAUUUGACUGCUAAUUCUGCAUCACCAGGUUUUAGUUGAGAGGCUGCUCAUAUCAACAGAGAGAGCUUUUCGUGACAACAAUGGAAUCAGACAGUGGAUAUACUUGUUUCUACGUGAUCGUUGAGAUCGACUUUCAAGUUUAUCUUUGUUGAUCCUUUUAAUCAGUGGAAUCAAACAGUGGUUUUUUGUAUUUUAUGGAUUAAUUAAUGUUGUAUCAGAUUAUUUCGAUCAUUUUUUUAAAGCUUUUACCGUAGUCGGUAUAUGGCAAA
Messenger RNA from Olea europaea var. sylvestris, 1055 nucleotides. RefSeq lists its product as uncharacterized. The record is from RefSeq and is a predicted model, not a curated record. The transcript has 2 exons. Lineage: Eukaryota; Viridiplantae; Streptophyta; Magnoliopsida; Lamiales; Oleaceae. Bases 16 to 825 code for a protein of 269 amino acids.